AUGUUUUAAAAAAUAUUCGGUAGAUCUUUCUAUAUAGAUAGCUCAUUCGAGAGAAACAUUGUGCCAAUUAAUCCAUAGUAACUCAGCUUUGGCAUAACUUAGAUAAUUCACAAGCUGAGUACUGUCCCUCAUACUUUCCUGUAUCUACAUGAAAGUCUUUGUUUUGUGAUCUAAGCCAAAUCCCCAGAAAAACAGCUCCCUCAUGUGCUGAAAGUGUUACGCUGAUUGUUUUCAUUUAUCCUACUGGUUGCGGUCGACAUCAGGAAUUUGAAGAGAAACUUGAUGAUAAGUUAUAUAUAAAUCAAAUAGAUAAGAUUGCGAGGACAGGUUCGUCCUGGCAAAUUCCAAAGAAAUGCUUGGGAUAUAGAAAUGGAGAGACAAGUACACCAAAUAGUCUAUUGGGAGAAGUAUGACUUAAGUUCGUAAUUUCAUCUGCUCCAAAAUUCAGAAGUCAUAUAUAAACCAAAGAGAUAAGUAACAAUCAUGGCGUUUCUUAUUGAUGGAAUUGUUGGAAAACUUCUGGAGUUAACAAUUAUGCCAGUUGGACGCCAAGUGGGUUAUCUAAUCUACUACAAGUGGAACGUCAAAAAACUAGAGGACCAACUGAAUGACUUGGUUGCUGUGAGUCAUAGUGUGGAGCGCAAGGUUGGUGAAGAAAAGAGAAACAUAAGAGAAGUUGAAGAUGAUGUCAACAAAUGGCUGACAGAUGUCCAAGAGAUCAGAAGAGAGGCAAUCGAGAUCUUGAAUGAAGAACAUAAAGAAAAGAUGAAGUGUUUUUGUGGAUUUUGUCCUAAUUUAGUGCUUCGUUAUCAGCUAAGUCGAAAAUCAACAAAACUGGUUCCCGACAUUGCUAAACUCUAUGGAAAAAAGGAUUUUAACACUUUUGCAUAUGCUACCACCCCACAAGAUGUACCCACUACAGAUUAUGAGGCUUUCAGUUCAAGAACUUUAGUGGUGAACCAAAUAAUGGAUAUGUUGAGAAAUCAUCCUAAUAUUAACAUGAUAGGAGUGUACGGGCUUGGUGGUGUGGGAAAGACCACACUCAUCAAAGAAAUUUAUUGGAAAGCUACAGGAGACAAAACAUUAUUUGAUGAUGUGGCUAUGAUACUGGAUGUAAAACAAAAUCCAACCAUCCAAAGAAUUCAGAAAGAAAUCGCUGAGAAGUUAGGUCUUGACCUUCCUGAAAGUGAGACAAUUGGUGGAAGAGCACGUCGUCUAUUUAGCCGGAUAAAAGACCAAAAGACUCUUGUAAUAUUAGAUGAUGUGUGGGAAAAAAUCAAUUUGGAGGAUGUGGGACUUUCUGGUGUGGCUACUUGUAAAAUAUUGCUGACAUCAAGAACGCGAGAAGUAUUAUCCCGAGAGAUGCAUACACAAAAAGAGUUUCAACUUGAUCUUUUAGGGGAAAAAGAAGCUUGGAACUUGUUCAAGAAGAAGGCAGGUGAUGUUAUUAAAGAUCCUGCCAUAAAACCUGUAGCAACCAAAGUAGCCAAAAGAUGUGGAGCUUUGCCUGUUUUAGUUGUCACUGUUGCCAGUGCCUUGAAAAAUAGAAGUACAUUAUGUGCAUGGAAAGAUGUGUUGAGACGUUUGAAAAGCUUUGACAAAGAAGAAUUCAUAGAAAAGACACACUUGGCUCUAGAGUGGAGUUAUAAACAAUUAGAUGAUGAGGAGCUAAAGCCAUUGUUCUUGCUCUGUGGAGUUUAUGCUGAUUCUUCAAAAACUAUCCACAUCAUUUAUCUGUUGAAAUAUGGCAUUGGUUUGGGUUUGUUUAAAAACCUCAAUACAAUGGGAGAAGCAUGGGAUGCCUUAAAUUCAUUGCUUGAGAAACUUAAGGAUUCUUGUCUAUUGCUUGACCAUGAAAAUAGUGGAUGUGUCAAGAUGCAUGAUCUUGUGCAUGAUGUUGCUAAACGUAUUUUAUCAAGGGAUCAAAACGUGUUGAUAGUAGAAGGUGGUGAUGAGUUGAAAGAAUGGCCAGAUAAUAAAGAUUUUUAUGAAAAGUGCACUAUGAUCAUCCUCGAAGUGUCCAAUAUCCCCAAGCUUCCUGAAGUUUUGCAAUGCGUAGAACUGAAGUUGUUUAUUCUUAGUGCUGCUGUUCAUUGCUACCUGGAAAUCCCGUGCAACCUUUUUCAAGAAAUGGCCAAACUCAGUGUGUUGGAUUUAACUGGUCUGAGUCUCCCAUCACUACCUCCAUCUCUUAAGUUCCUAAAAAGUUUGAAGACAUUGUGUCUAGAUUUGUGCACCUUGGGAGAUAUAGCUCUAAUUGGUCAACUACAAAACUUGGAAAUGCUUAGCUUUCAAGGAUCCAAGUUUAAAGAGUUGCCCAAAGAAAUAGGGCAAUUGACUAGGCUACGAUUGUUGGAUUUGACUAAUUGCUCUCAGCUCGAACUAAUUUCACCUAAUGUUAUAUCAAGUUUGAAAAGACUAGAAGAAUUGAAAAUGGGAAAUAGCUUUAAUCGAUGGGAGGUCAAAGGAGCCAUCAGUACUGGGAAAAAUAAUGCAAGCCUUUCAGAGCUCAAGAAAUUGUCUAAGCUAAGCGCCUUGGAAAUACAUAUUUUGGAUGCUAACAUUCUUCCAACAGGUUUGUUCUCCAAAGCAUUGAAAAGGUAUCGAAUAUAUAUCGGUGAUGUGUGGGACUGGGAUGAUGAGGAUGCGAACUUCAACACACUAAAGAUCAAGCUCACAACUAGCAAUGAAUUGUAUCAAUCUGGUGUAAAUAUGCUGCUGAAAAGAACUGACGAGUUACACUUAAAUGGGAUGGAGGCUGGUAAUAAUAUUGCCUAUCAAUUAUAUUUUGACGGAUUUCAGCAUCUGAAACAUCUCCACAUCCACAAUGCUAAAUUUAAACACAUCAUUGAAGGGGAGGGUGUUUUUCCCAACUUAAAAAGGUUGGUGGUGAGUGACCUACAUUGUUUGGGAUUCUUGUUAUCAUCUUCCAUGGCUAGAAGUCUUGUACAACUCUCACAUCUUGAGGUAUCUAGAUGUCAAACCAUGGAAGAAAUAGUAUCAACAGAUGAAUCUGAUGAAAAGCAUAUGAGUGACAUAUUCUCUAAGCUACAACAUCUGAAGCUAAAAGAUCUUCCAAUCCUCACAAGAUUCUGCCCAAGAUUAUGCCCAAGGAGUUAUAGUGGAAUUCCAUCUUUGGAGAUUUCGCAACUAAAGAACAACAAUGAAAUUGAAGAAAUGGACUCAAGAGAAAACCUUGGGAAUGCUUUCUUUGACAAAAAGGUAUUAUUUCCAAGCUUGAAGGGAUUGUUCAUCAAUGGCUUGACCAAGUUAAUAACAUUAUGGCACAGCCAACUUUCUCCAGAGAGUUUCAAAAAUCUAGAGACCGUAGACAUUUGCUCAUGUCAGAGUUUGAAAAGUGUUUUCCCAUCCACAAUAGUCAGACGUCUGCAGCAGUUAAUGCAUCUGAAAGUGGUCAAUUGCGGAGUGGAGGAAAUAGUUGCAAAUGAAGACGGACUACAAACAACAACACAUGAGUUUGUGUUUUCAAAAGUAGAAUAUGUUAGAUUUGAGGGUUUGCCCCAUCUGAGGUGUUUCUAUCCCAGAAUGCAUGCUUCCAGGUGGCCGUCGCUUGAAGAUUUGAUGGUAUUUGGUUGUUGUAAAGUGGCAUUUUUAGCCCAGGAAUGUUCAAGCUUUGAGAGAGACUAUGAGUCGACGAAUCCUACUCCAACUAGCCAAGCUCUCUUUCUAAUUAAGAAGGAAUCAUUCCCCAACUUGAAACUAGUCAACGUGCAGGACAUGGACAUUUGGGAUGGUCCAGCAGUUCCGGUAAAGUUCUUUAGCAAACUAGAAUCUCUUCAAGUCAGGAAUCAGCACUCCAUGUCAGCUGUGCUUGAGAAAUUCCUUGAUCUCAAAAAACCAAGUGUAACGAGUUUUGCUGCUUCCAAUGAAAAAAGCCAUAGUGGGGAUAUAAAUGCAGUUGAGGCCCUCCCUAAUUUAAGUACGUUGCGGCUUUAUGGCCUGUCGAAGCUGAUGCAUCAAUGGGAAGACGACACCCAAUCAGCAGGCCAAAAUAUUCCGAACCUGAAAAAUCUGGAAAUAGAGAACUGUGAUAGCCUAAGGAAUCUAAGAUCAUCAGCGAUAUCCUUCCAAAAUCUGACAAACCUGGAAGUAACUGGUUGUCCGGGAUUGGAAUACUUGAUAAAUUACUCCACAGCUAAAAGUUUCAUGCAACUCACAUACCUGAGAGUUGAGGAUUGUGCAGGACUGGUAGAAAUAGUGGGUAGCAAAGAAGACGAUGAUGGUUCAGGUCAUGAGAUUGUAUUCAGCUGCUUGAAAUAUCUUGAACUUUCUAAACUACCAAGAUUGCGAGGCUUUUGCUCUGGAGAUUGCAUUGUCGGAUUCCCAUCUUUGGAAACUUUAUCCAUGAGCAAACGCCUCAAAUGGAAGAUUUUUCAUAAUGAUGAACAUGUUUCAUCACUGCAGAUAACAGACGAAAAUGUUGACACAGACGUUGAUGCUGAUGAUGGCGAAACGGUAACAAAGGAAAAGGUCGACACAAAUACUGGUGCUGGUGGUGAACAAAUUGAUGAAACUACACGGAUAACAAACAAAAACGAAGACGCAAACAUUGAUGGAUCGGUAACUUUUCAUUCACCAAACAUCUUUUCUAUUUUCAAUCUCUUACGUCUUCAUUAUACAGACAAUAAUAAAUACUAUCACAGCGGAGACUAUAAUCCAUUUUUUAGUUUUUUUUUACUUGUAUACAUAAUAUACUCAUGUCAGAUAACUAGAACUAUAAAUUUUAAAGUUGCGUAUUGCUUUCAUAAGAAAAAUAAUAGUAAUAAAAAAUUCCCACGUUGUUCAGUUUUCAACUUCUCAGAUUCAAAUGUUAUUUUCAGAUAUAUGUCUACUUGAUAUCUUCACCACAUUUCACACCAGGAAGUAGUAUAUGUAUGUCCUGGGGCACACAA
This is a messenger RNA of Rosa chinensis, 4913 nucleotides long. RefSeq names its product disease resistance protein At4g27190. Bases 484 to 4857 code for a protein of 1457 amino acids. Gene Ontology annotation, molecular function: ADP binding. The record is from RefSeq and is a predicted model, not a curated record. NCBI's taxonomy places the organism in Eukaryota, Viridiplantae, Streptophyta, Magnoliopsida, Rosales, Rosaceae. The transcript is spliced from 8 exons.